AUGGACCGCGACGGCCCCGCAGCCAGCCCCCUGAUCGCUAGCAACGAGACCGCGCCCCCGGUUGCCGCCACCCGCGACUCGAGCCCCGGCAGGGCCGGGCCGGGACCCGCGGGCCCGGGCGGCGGUGCGCGCCCGGGGGGCGGGAGGCCGGCUGCAGCGAACGCUGCGCGGGAGCGAAGCCGCGUGCAGACUCUGCGGCACGCCUUCCUGGAGCUGCAGCGCACGCUGCCGUCGGUGCCGCCGGACACCAAGCUGUCCAAGCUGGACGUGCUGCUGCUGGCCACCACCUACAUUGCUCACCUCACCCGCAGCCUGCAAGACGACGCCGAGGCGCCGGCGGACGCUCGGCUGGGCGCCCUGCGCGGCGACGGCUACCUACACCCUGUCAAGAAAUGGCCCAUGCGAUCAAGAUUAUACAUCGGUGCUACUGGUCAGUUUCUGAAGCAUUCUGUGUCUGGAGAAAAAGCAAAUCAUGGCAGUACUACAACAGACUCACAGCCUUAG
Neomonachus schauinslandi (Hawaiian monk seal) is the source of this 504-nucleotide messenger RNA. It is a transcript of the gene TCF24, whose product is annotated as transcription factor 24. The transcript is spliced from 2 exons. The record is from RefSeq and is a predicted model, not a curated record. Bases 1 to 504 code for a protein of 167 amino acids. NCBI's taxonomy places the organism in Eukaryota, Metazoa, Chordata, Mammalia, Carnivora, Phocidae. Gene Ontology annotation, biological process: developmental process; regulation of transcription by RNA polymerase II. Gene Ontology annotation, molecular function: protein dimerization activity; DNA-binding transcription factor activity, RNA polymerase II-specific; RNA polymerase II transcription regulatory region sequence-specific DNA binding.